This is a messenger RNA of Schistosoma mattheei, 528 nucleotides long. The record is from the annotation of a GenBank genome assembly. Lineage: Eukaryota; Metazoa; Platyhelminthes; Trematoda; Strigeidida; Schistosomatidae.
AUGGUACGAUUAUUGUAUCAUACAAAUUAUUAUAUUAUUCUGUUUAUUAUCAAUUUUCUAUUAUGUCAUGGAGAUUUUAUGGAUUUAAUCAGUGAAUCAAUUUGUGCAGCUAAAUGUUUGAAAGCAUUUACAAAUUCUUUGACUGAACAAGAUAAAUCAUUUUUAAUACAACGUCCUGAUCUAACUCAACCACAUUGUAUAAAUCAAGAAAAUAAAUGUGCAUUGUGCCUCGAAAUAUGUAAAUGGCCAAGAAGUCAAACCAUAGACUGUUCUGUUUCAUGUCAGAAAUACACUUCCAUGUCAAAUUCAAAUGAAAUAAGUAACUCUAUGUCAACAGUAUUAUCAUCCGCGUCAUCAUCAUCAUCAUCCCACUCCUUGUCAUCUUCCUCAUCGUCGUCUCCAGCCCCUGUGCUUGAAUCACAAAAUAUUAGAUCUACAUGUUUAGAAGCAUGUUAUACAGCUCAACAAGUUUACAGCCAAUCAGAUCAAUUAAAAAAUAAUCCAAAUAAUGCAUUUGUCCUCGUUUAA